Molecule: messenger RNA, 558 nt
Organism: Naegleria lovaniensis
Lineage: Eukaryota; Heterolobosea; Eutetramitea; Acrasida; Naegleriidae
Exons: 1
Coding region: 1-558 (185 amino acids)
Source: RefSeq, a predicted model, not a curated record
AUGACCAGUCUCUUUGGAAUGUGCUCAUUUAGUUCUCGUGUUGUAUGGACCUUUCCUCUUCUUGUAUUGAUUCUUUUUAGUUGUCUCUCGGUGAAUGCUAAUGACAAGGUGGAUUUGUCCCGAGUGGUUCUCACCCUUUCAGAUCGAUCCUUUGGAGGUUGUUAUUACUUGGACAAGCUCAACAUUACUGUUGAACUCUAUGGAACCGAUAACCAAUUGUGGUCAAAUUCAAGUACUGUUUCCAAUGUCAAGCUUGAAAUCUUUGCUCCUCAAGUGCCUCCUGUCAAUGGUCAAAUCCUUUGGACCAAAACUUGGAAUGGUACUUUAAGUGGGGGUAGAGUUAAAGAAUUAGUGGAUCCCUUUUCUCUUUCUAACACGACAUGGUUCGGUAAUUAUUCAAUCAAGGCAACAGCCACGAAUCGGUAUGGCAAUGAAACGAAGGUUGGAUGGCAAUGGUUUGUCAUAUUUAGUGAUGCCAUGUCAGUGUGGAAGCAUCAAGGCAUGGGAAUGAUGGUUGGAAUGGUCUUAUCGGUAACCACAUUGUUAUUGCUGUUCUAA